Scatophagus argus is the source of this 2142-nucleotide messenger RNA. RefSeq names its product eukaryotic translation initiation factor 2-alpha kinase 3-like. Lineage: Eukaryota; Metazoa; Chordata; Actinopteri; Scatophagidae. Gene Ontology annotation, biological process: protein phosphorylation. The coding region runs from base 200 to 1831 and encodes 543 amino acids. Gene Ontology annotation, molecular function: protein kinase activity; ATP binding. The record is from RefSeq and is a predicted model, not a curated record. The transcript has 15 exons.
UGGAUGUGGCGUAUAGCUUCACUGGAUAGCAAGUCAUCCUGAGUUACACACUCCAGUACAGUAGGUGGCGAUAUGCACAUUUCAAGUGGGUUGAAAGAGAAGAAAAGGAACAAGCUUUAUUGGACAGAAGGGGAACAUGUACGAAAUUUAAAUGACGAUACAUUCAGUAGCAAAUGCACUCAGGGUUUUAUGAUUCGAGAUGGAAAAAACAAAUGACGCAGCUAAAAAAGAUGUUGCAUACAAAACACCCUCAGAGCUGAAGUUUGAGCAGACUGGCUCUCCCGGACCUGGACGCAAGAAAACUGGUGUGGGGAAGAGAACAGAUGGAGCCAAGCAGAGUGCAGCUAAAAAUGCCCCAAGCAGUAUGAAGGAGAACGAAAAUCCAGAACGAUUGACAAAAACUACUGCAGAAAAUCCUAUUGCACCAUUUUACCAGAGAAGUAAACUCAACAACAUCAGCUUGAGAAAUGAAAACGUUCAGAAGAGCAGAGUGUUCAGAAAUGCUUUGGCACCAGUUAACUCGGGACUCAAUAAUACCACUGCGACAAAGAAUGAUGCUAUGGUGGGAGCAGCCAAGCCUGUAAAUUAUGAGAAAUGUGCCAGAAAGGUUCCAGAGCUGUCUUUGAACCCAGCUGUGUCUGAUGAUGGUGCGCCAGCCUUGAUGUCCACACCACCACACCAUGCACUGGAGAUCCUUGAUGCAAAAAGUGUGGAAGUAACUACAAGUGAUUUUGUGGUUUUCGUCAACUCAUCAGACCUCCCCCCGGAUCAGGACGUAACGAUUUCUGAUGAAUCCAGUAACGGAAGCAGUCCCAGUGACAACGCAUCAAUGCAAUCAGAAUUCUCAAGGUUUAAAUCAGACUUUCACUCAAUAGAGCCCCUUGGCCAAGGAGGCUUUGGUCGAGUUUUCAAGGCGACAAAAAAACUGCUGGACAAGUGUUUUGCUGUGAAGAUUGUUCGCUGUCGAAAAGGAGCUCUACGGGAGGUGAAGGCAUUAUCAGACCUUCAUCACUGCAAUAUUGUUCGGUACUACACAUGUUGGUUGGAGGAAUCAGGAUACAAAUCGAACAGUGCAGCUAGCAGUUCCGGCAGUUCCAGCAGUUCACAGUCAACUGAUGAUUCGCUGCUGAAAUACCUCUAUAUUCAGAUGGAGCUGUGCAGCACCAAAACACUUAGAGUGUGGAUAGAUGAGAAAAAUAUUCAGAAUGUGAGGAAAUCUCUGCGAGACUCAAAGAGGAGAGAAGAAAGUCUAACUAUUAUCAUUCAGAUAGUCACUGGAGUCGAGUACAUUCACUCCAAGAUGCUCAUCCACAGAGACCUGAAGCCUGAAAACAUCAUGUUUGGGCAAGAUGGACAAGUGAAGAUCGGAGACUUUGGUCUGGUCACUGCUGAGAAUGAUGACGGUGCUGAGAGCCUGAUGGAGAGGACGGCGUACAAAGGAACCCCAUCUUACAUGGCUCCUGAGCAGGGAUUGAAGUCUGGGAUGCAGCAACAUCCCAUAGGCCCAUUCAUCCCUCCAGUAUGCUGCAUGCACGUUUCUCAGAAAAGCCAGAAGAUCUACAAUCAAAAAGUUGACAUAUUUGCUUUGGGUCUGAUAUUCUUUGAGCUUUUUUGGAAGGCUUCCACUCAGCAUGAAUGGCAAGAAGUUUGGAAUAAUGUCAGAAGCCAGAAAUUUCCCCAUGGAUUUUCACACAGUUUUCUCCAAGAGUACACCUUAAUAAAGCCAAUGCUGUGUGAGGAACCGGAAGAACGACCCGAAGCAAGAAAGCUCAAGAAAGACUUCGGAGUUUGCAGUCAGGAAAAAGUGCGACACGCCAGCCGGUCAUACUAAUCAUCAAAAAAGCAAAAAGUCAGAAAUGAUUGCUGUCCCAUUUUUUGAUCAUAUUCCGUGAAUGACAUUGGUUUUAGUAUCUACACACAAUUUUUAAAAUUUCAUCAGCUUUGCAUAUUUGAAUCAGACGCCUUUAUUGUCGAAAUUGUAAUAGUAAUAAUUACAAUUGUAAUUCUAAUAAUAAUAUUGUAAAAAAUUGUGUUAUUCUAAAUCUGCAUUUAAGUAUGUAAAAGACAAGACAAGAUAACUUCCCAUUUUUACAAGCAAAGGACUUUACAUAACAUCAUAGCAACAUCCUCUGCCCUUAGACC